UUUUUCUUGAUCUGGUUGGAUCUUUUUGUGACCUGGGCCUGAAUAAUCUCGCACUGGAUGUUGAAAGUUUGCAGCUUUUGAGGAUUUCGCGGACUUGGGCUCAAUUUGAUCUGUGUUUUUGUUGGAAAAGAUGGAUCUUUUCGAGUGAAAUCAACGACUGGAUCAAUUUGGCUUUCCUGUGCCUGUCAAGUGUUCGAGUUCUUUCGAUGAAAUUUUGGACCUUGGUUUGGGGUGUUCUACCUAUUUGGUAACUGCGGUGGGGGAAGUAUUUGGAGGUUCGGAGGUUGCGUUUGGAUAAUAGGUAGAAGCUUUGGAGGCUCGGGGGAGGACUCCAGCGGUUAUCUGGGUGGUGUUUUGAGAGAUGAGCUGCUUCCCCUGUUUUCAAUUUGGCAAUAAGAAGAAGCAGCAUGGCUCAAGGAAGGAGACAGCUUCAGCUGCAUCAGGUUCUGUUAACGGCAGAGGCUUGACAAAUAAGCCUGGAGUUCCCACACAGCAGGCCCUGAAUGAAGAAAACCAGAAAGAUAAUGGCAAUGGAAAUAUUGCAGCACGACAAUUUACAUUUCGUGAGCUUGCUACAGCUACCAAGAAUUUCAGACCUGAUAGUCUUUUGGGUGAAGGAGGGUUUGGUAGAGUUUAUAAGGGUUGCCUUGAUGGUGGCGAGAUUGUGGCUGUUAAACAAUUAGACAGGAAUGGCUUGCAAGGCAACAAAGAAUUUAGUGUCGAAGUUUUAAUGCUCAGUCUCCUCCAUCACCAAAAUCUGGUUAAACUUAUUGGAUAUUGCGCAGAUGGUGAUCAAAGACUUUUGGUUUAUGAGUAUAUGCCUUUGGGUUCUUUAGAAGACCAUCUAUUUGAUUUACCACCCAAUCAGAAACCAUUAAGCUGGUAUACUAGAAUGAAAAUAGCUUUUGGUGCUGCUCAAGGCCUAGAGUACUUGCAUGAUAAAGCCAACCCACCUGUAAUCUACCGCGAUCUCAAACCAUCUAAUAUUCUACUAGAUGAAGAUUUUAAUCCAAAGCUCUCGGACUUCGGGCUCGCAAAGCUCGGUCCCGUCGGGGACAAGGUACAUUUCUCCUCGAGGGUGAUGGGCACAUACGGCUACUGCGCACCUGAGUACGCAAGAACCGGCCAUCUCACUCAGAAGUCAGAUAUAUACAGUUUUGGAGUUGUUCUGCUUGAGCUAAUCACAGGGAGAAGAGUCAUUGACACAGCCAAACCAACACAUGAUCAGAACCUUGUCGCUUGGGCAAUGCCCAUGUUCAAAGAUCAGAGGAGGUUUCCAGAGCUGGUUGACCCACUUCUUCAAAACGAAUACCCACCAAAAACUCUGAACCAAGCAGUUGCAGUCGCCGCAAUGUGUCUUCAGGAAGAGGCUUCAGUUCGUCCGUUAAUGGCCGAUGUGGUCAUGGCCUUGAGCUUCCUUACGACCUCCCCGGUCGCUCCUGAGAUGAGCCCCCCUCCGGUUCUCCGGUCCCCAACAAUAGAAGAGGGGUCAGAAUAUGAGUCGUCAUCAGCGGAUGAGGAGAGUUCUGUCGAUCGCGAGCGUGCAGUUGCCGAGGCUAUGGAAUGGGGCUCUUCCAAUUCAAGGCAUCAUCAGGGAUCCAAACAUGGAAGCGAGUCGUCGUAAAAUGCAUGGACUCAAGCUUGUUCAUGAACUGCAUUCAUAACUCAGUGUCCUCCCAAAGCUUUCUUUUGCUUUCAGUGUGUGAUGAUUGUUAUGGUUGUGUUGAGAUUGGCAGCACAUCGAGUGAGAGAUUUCAGGUCAUGUAUUGGAAUAGCAGGGCUUAUAUUUUCGCAUUCCUGUUUCUAUGCUGUGCCACAGAAGGCAUGUCCUUUGUGAACCAUGAGAACAUAUGACAAAUAUGUGCAUUGUGAUCUGGAACCAGGAGCUGUAUUAUAUUGAUUCAAGCAUGCUAAUUCUCUAUUGG
Molecule: messenger RNA, 1925 nt
Organism: Elaeis guineensis (African oil palm)
Lineage: Eukaryota; Viridiplantae; Streptophyta; Magnoliopsida; Arecales; Arecaceae
Product: probable serine/threonine-protein kinase PBL26
Biological process (GO): protein phosphorylation
Molecular function (GO): ATP binding; protein kinase activity
Source: RefSeq, a predicted model, not a curated record